AUGCCCUACGUCGACAACGACAUCCCUCUCGCCACAAAGCGCAAAUGGGACGACGACGACGACGAAACCUACAACAACAAAUCCCCACGAACCGUCCUGAGCCCACGCGAAGGAGCUGCUGCUCCAGGGCAGCAGCAGUCCUUCGAUGCGUCGUCCAUCUCGACGACACCAACAACGCGCAAAACACUACACCCUACGAAACGGUUCAGGCCAAUUCACCAAGACAGCGAUAGCAACGCCGUCCACUCCUCCUCACAUCACCGCCGCGAGCAGCCCUCAAUAUCUCCUCAUCCUACAAACAACAAAGUCAUCAGUCUCCUACCGUGCCACGUCUGCCAUCGACGGCCAACCAAGAAGUCGGAUCUCGAUUCCUUCGCCAGGUGCCAGGCGUGUCGCGAACAGACCUGCUUCAUAUGCAUGCGCGAAUGCCAGGGAAGGAUGAGCACUCCAUAUAGUAGUACCAACAAGUCAGCUGUGAGGGGGGAAGUGGACAAGGGGGGUGAGGAAGAGGAGGAGGAGGAGGAGGAGCAGGCACUUUCACGGUCUUUUCACAUGCACGACGUGGACGCGUCGGCACCUUCAAUACCGCACACCGACGAUGAUAUUGAUGAUAUCGAUGUCGACAUUGGGGACGAUGACUGUGAACGGAGGAGAGAGAUAUAUACACACCACAGCAUGAUUUGCAGUCGGUGCUGCGUCGAAAAAGGUGCCGAGGGCGAAGUCAUUUGCCUGGGAUGCUUGGCCGAUCCGUGUAUCAACACCCCUUAA
Molecule: messenger RNA, 768 nt
Organism: Trichoderma citrinoviride
Lineage: Eukaryota; Fungi; Ascomycota; Sordariomycetes; Hypocreales; Hypocreaceae
Exons: 1
Coding region: 1-768 (255 amino acids)
Source: RefSeq, a predicted model, not a curated record